Piliocolobus tephrosceles (Ugandan red Colobus) is the source of this 2025-nucleotide messenger RNA. RefSeq names its product sclerostin domain containing 1 (gene SOSTDC1). The transcript is spliced from 4 exons. Gene Ontology annotation, biological process: negative regulation of Wnt signaling pathway; negative regulation of BMP signaling pathway. Lineage: Eukaryota; Metazoa; Chordata; Mammalia; Primates; Cercopithecidae. The record is from RefSeq and is a predicted model, not a curated record. Gene Ontology annotation, molecular function: BMP binding. Bases 320 to 1012 code for a protein of 230 amino acids.
UCCUCUCUUGGAACCUGCUUCUCAGAGGGCCUGGACUAACAUACUCUGGUAGUGCAUGAAGCAUCUGUGAUCAGAGUGUGACAAGAAAAUAGCACAAGCAAACCUACGAGGACUUGAGAGAAUUCAAAAGGGUCAUGUAGGGAUCCCACCCCUUCUCUGUGUUUUCACUCUGAAGCUCUACACAACUUUACACCUGAAUGAACGCCAAACCUCUGUGGAUAUAUAAAGGGAAGCUUGAGGAGGAAUUUCACAGAUACAGUGCAGAAGCAGAGGCAAAGGAAUUAACCAGCUCUUCAGCCAAGCAAAUCCUCUACUCACCAUGCUUCCUCCUGCCAUUCAUUUCUAUCUCCUUCCCCUUGCAUGCAUCCUAAUGAAAAGCUGUUUGGCUUUUAAAAAUGAUGCCACAGAAAUCCUUUAUUCACAUGUGGUUAAACCUGUUCCAGCACACCCCAGCAGCAACAGCACGAUGAAUCAAGCCAGAAAUGGAGGCAGGCAUUUCAGUAACACUGGACUGGAUCGGAACAGAACAGAAAGCUUGACAAGUCGAAAUUAUUUCUGGCUAUUUCCAGGUGCAUUCCUGAGGCAGCUGCAGGAAGCUCGGGUUCAAGUGGGUUGCCGGGAACUGCGUUCCACCAAAUACAUCUCUGAUGGCCAGUGCACCAGCAUCAGCCCUCUGAAGGAGCUGGUGUGUGCUGGUGAGUGCUUGCCCCUGCCAGUGCUCCCUAACUGGAUUGGAGGAGGCUAUGGAACAAAGUACUGGAGCAGGAGGAGCUCCCAGGAGUGGCGGUGUGUCAAUGACAAAACCCGUACCCAGAGAAUCCAGCUGCAGUGCCAAGAUGGCAGCACACGCACCUACAAAAUCACAGUAGUCACUGCCUGCAAGUGCAAGAGGUACACCCGGCAGCACAACGAGUCCAGUCACAACUUUGAGAGCAUGUCACCUGCCAAGCCCGUCCAGCAUCACAGAGAGCGGAAAAGAGCCAGCAAAUCCAGCAAGCACAGCAUGAGUUAGAACUCAGACUCCCAUAACUAGACUUACUAGUAACCAUCUGCUUUACAGAUUUGAUUGCUUGGAAAACUCAAGCCUGCCAUUGCUAUUUUCUCACUUGAAAGUAUAUGCUUUCUGCUUUGAUCAAACCCAGCAAGCUGUCUUUUAAGUAUCAGGACCUUCUUUGGGAAUAGUUUUUCCUUUUCAAGUUUUUCAAGAUAUAGGUAUAUCCAUGAAUGCAAUUUGCAUUUAAAUUCCACGUAUCCUGUAGUUUUAAUUCCUCAUUGUUCUUAAAAGACUGUUGAUACUAUAAACAUCAGUGAAUCAUUAUAUUUUAAAACAGAAAAGGGCUUCUCAGAUACCCUCCAUCUACUGGCCCAUCCCAUAUCCUACACAAAACCCCUUCAAAACAGAAAGGUUAAAAAAAAAUUGUUGUCAUGAAUCUUCGCAGUAACAUUUCAGAAAGGUGCUUUUUUGGUACUCUUCAUGGGAACAGUUUAGCAGCCAUGAAUGAUCUUCCUUUGAAAGAGAAUGAAAGACCUUGUGACAUUUCACUACAAAAAUAAGCCCUGUAGCUCUUUACAGUUGCAUAGUAUGAAAUUAUACCCUGCAUGCUGACCCUCGCUUGGAAUGGAAUGCCAGAAAUGCAUGGCAGUGGCUAAUAAGUAAAGCUGAUUAACUAUUUAUUUGUCAAUGUUAUUAUUUAAUGAGCUUUCACAUAUGAUUUUUUUCAAAAUGUUAAUUUUUUAAUGUUUUGGAACUUUUUCAUGGACCUAAAUAUUUUCCUAUAUGAUUUGUGGUUGAUCUUGAAAUAUGAAAAUACAUGUUGUAGAUAUGUAAAAUGAUUAUUUUAGUCUCCUUAUUACAUAUAUGUUCAUGGUGAACUUUAUUAAAAGUAUGGAUCUUUUUAAAUCAAUAAGAUGCUUUGUAAAGUUGAAAUACGUAAUACUUUCUUGUUUAAUCUGUGCAAUCAGAAGGUGUUUUGACCUUCAAUUCAAUUGGUUUCUUUUAACAAAAAUAAACACUGCUAAAAGUUA